UAGGAGGGAGAAAAAAAGAACAUUUAAAGCACUGGCUGUGGUCAGAGAGCAAAGAUUACGGGGAAAGCAGAGGGACAUGCAGGAAUGAGGUGAUAGAUUCAUGCAUAGAGAGAGGCACUGAGGACAGGGAGUUACAAAGAUUCUCACAGACAAAUCUUAAAGCUAAUUAAAGGCGAGAGAUUCAGACUGCACAGUGAGAUUGCAAUGUCUUUGAAAACAAAACCAGGCAUUAUGGAAGCCAGGCCAGGGUCAACGCUGAGUAUCAUUAGGAGUAAGAGAGUAAUAACUGGCAAUGGCAUCUCUCCUGCUGAUAUCAUCAUCUGUGAUGGCAAGAUAACUAGUGUAUUACCUUGGGGAAGACAGCUCCCAAACACUGGGACACAGUUGCUGGAUGUUGGGGACCUUGUGGUCAUGGCUGGCAUCAUUGACCCACAUGUACAUGUUAAUGAGCCUGGGCGUACUGACUGGGAGGGUUAUCGGACUGCCACACUGGCUGCUGCUGCUGGAGGAAUCACUACCAUUGUUGAUAUGCCACUAAACAGUCUCCCUCCUACCACAUCUGUAAGCAAUUUUAACACCAAGCUUCAGGCUGCUGAAGGACAAUGCUACGUGGAUGUGGCAUUUUGGGGAGGAGUCAUUCCCGAUAAUCAGGUGGAGCUUGUGCCGAUGCUACAUGCUGGGGUGCCUGGAUUCAAGUGCUUCCUUAUCAACAGUGGAGUACCAGAGUUUCCUCAUGUCAGUCUAAUGGAUCUGCACACGGCCAUGGCUGAGUUACAGGGGACCAACAGUGUUCUACUGUUUCACGCGGAACUUCAAGAAUCAAAAGGUUCCCCAGUUACUGGAGACCCUACACUGUAUGAAACAUUCCUUUCCUCGCGCCCAGACCGCAUGGAAGUUGCGGCAGUAGAACUGGUGGCUGAUCUCUGCCUUCAGUACAAAGUACGCUGUCAUAUUGUGCACCUCUCAUCUGAGCGAUCACUUCCCAUUAUCAGACGAGCAAAAAAGGCUGGUGCGCCCAUCACUGUAGAGACCACUCACCAUUACCUAACACUGAGCGCUGAGCACAUUCCCCCUGGUGCCACAUACUACAAAUGCUGCCCGCCUGUGAGAGGACAAAGCAACAAGGAGGCACUAUGGAAUGCACUUUUACAGGGUGAAAUAGACAUGGUGGUGUCUGACCAUUCACCGUGUACAGCAGACCUCAAACUCCUGAAAGAGGGUGAUUUCCUGAAAGCCUGGGGAGGGAUUUCUUCCUUACAGCUUGGGCUGUCUCUUUUCUGGAGUUCUGCGAAGGUGCGGGGGUUCUCCCUGCCAGAUGUGUCUCGCUUGUUGUGCAGCAACCCAGCCAAACUGUGUAGCCUUGACAAUCGCAAGGGGUCCAUCAAACAGGGAUAUGAUGCUGACCUGGUCAUCUGGGACCCUGACAGUGAAUUUCAGGUGCAAGCGAAGAAUAUUUAUCAUAAGAACAAGCUGACCCCGUAUCUGGGAUUUCUUCUUUGGGGAGAAGUUGUGGCAACUGUUGUUCAAGGGACUCUGGUUUAUCACAAGGGCAAACAUUGUCCAAAGCCCACCGGAAAGCAGCUUCUCAUUCACACUGUGGACCCUCCAGAACCUAGUGCACCUUACUACUAAGGAGAGCGUACCAAAUAUCCAAUCUACCCCAUGUACUACAGAAGGACAUAAUACGUCUUAAACUGAUCCAUAGAUAAAAUUGGGAAGCAAUAUGUGGUUGCUUGAUCUUACCUGAAUAUGUAUUUUGGGUAUUAAAUGGUCAACAUGAUAAAUGGCAUUACUGUGAAUAAAAAAAUAAAAUGACAAAACCAU
This is a messenger RNA of Pseudophryne corroboree (corroboree frog), 1824 nucleotides long. Its product is annotated as allantoinase, mitochondrial-like. Gene Ontology annotation, cellular component: cytoplasm. The record is from RefSeq and is a predicted model, not a curated record. Gene Ontology annotation, molecular function: zinc ion binding; allantoinase activity; cobalt ion binding. The transcript has 12 exons. Lineage: Eukaryota; Metazoa; Chordata; Amphibia; Anura; Myobatrachidae. Gene Ontology annotation, biological process: allantoin catabolic process; purine nucleobase catabolic process. Bases 205 to 1632 code for a protein of 475 amino acids.